CGCUGUUUUUGUUUGCGGUGGGGGUUGCCUUUUUCUUGAGUUUCAUCGCGUUUCUUGAGAGUGCUCUCUCCCUCUCUCUCUCUCUCUCUCUCUCUCUCUCUUUGUUAUGGCCGCCUGAACCGUCUUCGUUUCUUUUCCCAAAGUCCAAAAACGUAUAACUCUCUGCUCCAUGAUUUGUCGUUAAGAUUAAAGGAGAGUGGAGGUUUAGAAAAUGGAGAAAGAUGAAGACUCAGGCAGCCCUGGCUGGAGUGCAUCAUUCUUCAUGCAAACAACUGAAGAUGUUGCCCGAGCUGUUGCAGCAGCAGCGGCUGCUGUUCACUCACCACGACCUUCUGUGGUAUAUUCAUCUAGAGCUGAAAGUAGCAGCCAGCUUCAAAGACUUCAACAUCAUGUCUCUAGGAUACUAAAGGGCCUAUCCAGUUCUCCUGAAGUAAAAAGUGGACCUUACAACCCAGAAAUACUAACUAGUCAGAAACGGCAGUGGGCUAGCUUUCAAUUGCAGUCCCUGGAUCACAGAGUUUGGAAGGAACCAUCUAAGCUUUUUGAAAGCAUGGUAGUUGUGGGACUUCCUCCCAAUUCUGAUAUUCAAGCACUUCAAAAUCUAUAUUCUGCUAAAAGGUUAGAGGGUUCAGGGAAAUUUCGAAGUUCACUUGGUGGUCAGCAUCAGCCUCUUGUAGAACCUACUCUUGAGCCUCAGGUCUUGUUUGUUUACCCUCCUGAAAAACAGCUGCCACUCAAAUACAAGGAUCUCCUUUCAUUUUGCUUUCCUGCAGGAGUAGAGGUUAAUGCUGUAGAGAGAACUCCAUCAAUGAGUGAGUUAAACGAAAUACUCCUGGGACAGGAACAUCUCAAAAAGAGCGAUCUGUCCUUUGUCUUCCGGCUGCAGGUAGCUGAUGAUUCAACUCUUUAUGGUUGCUGUGUUUUGGCUGAAGAAAUCAUACAAAACCCAUCAGGAUUGAUUUCCAUGAUUUCAGAAGGGCAACCUCGUUGCCCGAGUCUGAGCCGCCAUAUCUUAACUACACAUCGUUGUUAUUGCAUUCUCUCACGGCUGCCAUUUUUUGAUCUGCAUUUUGGCGUUUUGAAUAGCAUCUUCACUGAAGAGAGGUUAGAACGGUUGACGAAGCAGAUAAGUUAUUUGGAUUUGGAGUCACCUAUUGGUUAUGAUAUGGUUGAAAUGGUAGACGAGAAAGCUGGUUGUUUAUCACAGGAGGAUGGAGCACGCAACACGCAAAAUGGAAUAGUUGAAGCUUAUCAAUCAAGCACAAGUGGUUCUAUCUCAGGAGGAGUGACGGAUGAUAUGUCUCACAUUGAACAUAAAAAUUUAAAUGGGGAUGGCUACUCCAAGAAGGAACCUAGUGAUGGUGAUGUCUCACUUGAUCCUGAAACACCAAGGCUUUCUUCUUGUGGAGAACCUCCAGUAGAUAACUCUGUCAAUGACAUUUUUACUGACAAACAAUCAGCAGACAGGCGUUUACCAAGUGCUGUUUUACCUUUGCUGCGGUAUCAGCAAUGUGAAAGCUCUGAAUCUUCCUCCAGUUUCCAAGGUUCUCCAAGUGAAGAUAGGCAUUUCAGAAGUGACAUAGAUGAGGCAGAAACGGAAGAGGGAUCAUCAUCUGGCCAAGAUAUCUUCAGCGAACACAGUGAUAUCCUUGAGUGGGCAAAGGCAAGCAACCAUGGAUCUCUACAAAUAAUCUGUGAAUAUUACCAAUUAAGUUGCCCAGCACGUGGCUCGACAAUCAAGUUCCAGCCUUUGGAUCACCUGCAUCCUCUAGAAUAUCAUAGACCUGAUGAAACAGUUCUACACAUUGCAGGAUCAACAAUUGAUUUGAGGUCUUGCAACACAAGUUUGGAAUUAGCAGAGGCCCACAGUGCACUCAUGGUGGAGGAGGAGGCAGCAGCAUUGUCAGUAUGGGCUGUUUCUUGUUUAUGUGGUUCCCUCCGACUAGAUCAUGUGUUGACAUUAUUUGCUGGGGCUCUAUUGGAGAAACAGAUUGUGGUUGUUUGUUCAAAUUUGGGAAUUUUGUCCGCCUUAGUUCUGUCUCUUAUACCCCUAAUUCGGCCUUUUCAGUGGCAAAGCUUGUUAAUGCCCGGUUUGCCUAAUGACAUGCUGGACUUUCUUGAUGCACCUGUCCCGUACAUAGUGGGGGUGAAGAACAAGACGAGCGAGGUGCAGUCAAAGUCACCAAAUGUCAUUUUAGUGGAUGCAAACAAAAACCAGGUGAAAUCACCAACAAUACCCCAGCUACCUCAGCAAAGAGAGCUUUACUCACGCCUUAGUUCUUACCACGCGAAGCUUGUGGGAGAAAGUUAUUUGGGGAAGAAAAGGCCAGUUUAUGAGUGCACUGAUGUGCAGGCUGAAGCUGCCAAAGGGUUCUUAGGAGAGUUGCGGUCUUACUUGGAUUCGCUAUGUUCUAACCUUCGUUCUCAUACAAUUACUAACGUUCAAUCAAAUGAUGACAAGGUAUCGUUGCUAUUAAAGGAGAGUUUCAUCGAGUCUUUUCCCAGUCGUGGUCGACCUUUUAUGAAGCUUUUCGUGGACACACAGCUCUUCUCUGUACAUACAGACUUCCUGCUAUCUUUCUUCCAGAAGGAAUAACGGUAGCAGCCGAAACGGACAUCAACUCUCAGGAAUGCGACCCCUGCAGCGUACACUCCAACAGCUUCAGUUGAAAGAAUACACACACAGAAGGUGAUAUCUCCGACUCACUCUUCCACGGUCGGUGCACCAUUUAGAGUUGAGGAAGCUAAUAACAUACAGCAUUUUAUAUGUAACCUCAUGAUAUAGAAAUCGACACAAAGGGAUGACAAACCUAAUGUUGUGCAAGAGUCGUGGAAGUAUAUAUAUCAUCGUUGUUAGUGAAAUUUCCAAGCUGUAUUCCAACCAUUUGCACUUUGUGUCCUCGAUGAAACAAUCCAGUGGAUUGGGCUCAGGAUCGUCUACCAGAGGUCUUGAGUUCAAAUAUGGGUAUGUACAUCACGUGGGUGUGAUGGGUGCGUGUAUUGAAAAACAAAAAGAAUGGAUAAUUAAACUCUUUUUUCCUGA
This is a messenger RNA of Sesamum indicum (sesame), 3043 nucleotides long. RefSeq lists its product as uncharacterized. The record is from RefSeq and is a predicted model, not a curated record. NCBI's taxonomy places the organism in Eukaryota, Viridiplantae, Streptophyta, Magnoliopsida, Lamiales, Pedaliaceae.